CAGGACGAACGUGUCGGCGGUUUAUUGUCCGUUAACCGGCCCCGUGCACAUGUUGAGUGAUUUUUCGGCAUGUUGAUUUAGACGUGAUUGACAAGAUGGACUUUCAGAGUGCAAUGGAGACGUUUGCGGAAGCAUGGGCAGCCGCCAAUACAGUCAAGUCGGAGGUGCCGAGCGAUCUUUCACAGUCGUUAUCAGCCGAUCUUCGUCGAAGCAAAACCCCGCCUCGAAGAUCACCGGACGAUCGCAUAGUGCCACGACCACCUUCGGCACCGGUACAUCAUGAUCGUAAUCCUCACACACCACAUCUAUCACCUAAGAAAGAAGCAUUCAAUAACUUGCUGAAUAAGGGUAUUUCUGGUAAAACUUUGCCGGUCCAUUGUGUGGUGGAAGCCGUGUCUUCGUUGGAGGAGAGUAAUUGGAGACGACGUGCCAUCGUUGAAACAGACAGUUACGUCAUAAUUCCUGCCGCCACGGCGUUCCAUGAGCUGGUUCCGGCGGCCAUGAUGAGGCUUGGAUAUCCUCAUGAGCUAGCUGCUUCUGCUAAAGGCUCAGUGGUGAUAAACAAUUGGAAGCCGCUUCCAUUCGAGAGGAUCUCGGACGGGCCGCUCGCUACUGUGGGCGAAGUGCUCGGGGAACUGACGACCGUCGCCACAUUGAGGAUCCAGCUGCUGAGACCGAGGCCUACUCCCCUGCAAGACAUAAAGGACAAGCUGCUCAGGCUUUUAUUGGUCCAGAGCAGACCGUUACUAAUGUCAACCGGAUGCCCUCUAGAUGAGAUUACUCUAGCUCAGAUAUGCCGUGGUCAAGAUAGGACACCGGGGCCUCACAACUUUCACGAACCAUCAGAAGAUAUGAGAAGGAAAUUUGAGUCUUGGUGGACCGCACAGGUAUCCCCACGGCCCCCGCCGUUCAGUCCUCGUCGUUAUCCCUCUCCAGGACCGAAAAAUCGAUCGCCAACAUUGAACAGCAUUCCAGAUCAUUUACAUCCCGCAUUGCAAACCGUGCAAAGUCAAUAUCCAACUCAAAAAACACGUAUGAGAACCAGUUUCGAUCCCGAAUUGGAAUUACCAAAACUGCAACGUUGGUUCGCCGAAAACCAACAUCCGAGCAGACAACAAAUACAGCAGUACGUCCGAGAACUGAAUAAUUUGGAAUCGAGACGUGGUCGUAAACCUCUGGAUGUAAACAAUGUCGUCUAUUGGUUCAAGAAUGCUCGUGCGGCUCAAAAGCGAGCGGAACUCCGGAAUAUAGGAGGCCUUAGCUGUCAUCUUGGAGUUAAUGGAUUUAACAGCCGAAGUCAUAGCCCAAGCAAUGGUUCUCUGAUGGUGAACAACGAUCAUUACGGACCUCAAGAUCAAAAUUCUAUGAAAAGUCCAAUGCAGUUGUCAGAAAGCCCUGGUAGAUACCCCAUGUCGGUUUUAUCGGAGGACAAUCUUUCUAAUGGUGGUUCAGAUCUAGAUGAAGAUGUCGGAGAUAUGAACCAAGAUGAUCGUCCUGAGAGUCCCGAUGCUCCUUUAUCUCUUAUAACAACCAAGAAGAACAACAACAAUUCAGACGAGCUGCACCAAGAAUCUCCAAAACCACCAGAUAUAAUUAAGGUACAUGACAUCAAACAAGAACCAAAGGAUUUGAGUAAAACCGAACAAAUAAUUUCCCCUCAACGAUCUCCAGCUAAAAACAGUGACAGCUCUCACAACAACAACAGUAACAACAACAACAACGAGGAGGAGAACGGGGUCAUUGAAGACCACGAGUCUGACGAGGAGUCUCCCCAGGAACGACUUUACCGACCAUCGUCGUCUCCGCAGCUCGACAGAUUACCGUUCCCGGUAAUGCCCAACCACCCGAUGUUCGGUCACGGGAUCAUGUACAUGAGUCAGUACAUGAGCGGGUUCCCUGGAGUGGGCCCGGUCCCAGGAGAGGGCGCCAGCGGCUUGAACCUCGCCCUCGCCGGGGCUUCGGACGAGCGUCGCAAAAGGAACCGCACUUUCAUAGAUCCAGUUUCCGAAGUGCCGGUCCUCGAGCAAUGGUUUUCGAUGAACACCCAUCCGUCGCACAACUUAAUACUCAAAUACACGGAGGAACUGAACAGGAUGCCUUACCGGCAGAAGUUUCCGCGUCUCGAGUCUAAGAACGUUCAGUUUUGGUUCAAGAACCGACGUGCCAAGUGCAAGAGGCUUAAGAUGUCUCUGUAUGAGCCGUCAUCGCCGGGACACUACUCGCAUCCGGGCCAUCCUCACGCACUCGCCGAACGGAAAAUGGUCUAAGUGAACAACGAAGAUAUAAAUCCAGAGCUCAAAAGGAGUCGACUCUAAGUGUUUGUGGCGUUCUGCAUGUUAACAUUAAAGACUGAAAUCGAAUCGUAUAAUGGUGUAGCAGUGCCAUCUUAGUAUUAAAUUAAUAUCAUUACCAACCGUCACAACGGCUCUUUUUCAUGGACUUAAUCAAUUAUUGUCGUAUUCGAUAGUUUUGCUUAAAGUAGAAUUAUUAAUAUAAUUCAAAACAUUUAUAAUGUUUAAUGCAAUUAAAUUAAAAUAAGUCUUCAUAAUAUAGAACACAUCACAACUCACUACGUACGUAGAAGUACAAACAGCUGCUAUCAAAGGACAUGUCAUGAUUAUUUGUGAAUGAAUCUCAUACAUCAAAUGGUAUUUGAUUGUGUAAAUAAGUAAGUACGG
Molecule: messenger RNA, 2678 nt
Organism: Bombyx mandarina (wild silkworm)
Lineage: Eukaryota; Metazoa; Arthropoda; Insecta; Lepidoptera; Bombycidae
Gene: dve
Product: SATB1_N and homeodomain domain-containing protein dve
Source: RefSeq, a predicted model, not a curated record